GAUCAAUGUCAAAGGUGCUCCUGCUGCCAUUUCCAGAGCACCUCGGCAGCCCACAUGGUCUCUCCUUCUCCACUGGCCAUGGACAACACAAACACAGUCUCUUCAGCCCUAGAGCUGCCCCAGCACCUGGUGCCCAGCCCAGAAGAAAGCUCAGCGAGUCCGGGAGAGGAAGCACAGCACCAGCUGAGCAGCACAGCUGCGGUCCAGACCCUGGCCAGUGUCAUUCGGCCUUGCUACGGCCCCUGCGGCCGUAAGAAGCUCCUAGUGACCGUCACUGGAGAAACACUGUGCACGGGGUAUGCUGCAGCUAUCCUGAGGGCCCUACAGCUCGAGCACCCAGUGGCCCAGUUCCUCCGGGAAGCAGCCCAAACCCAGGCGGAGAACAGUGGGGAUGGCACAGCCUUCCUGGUUCUCCUGACAGAAGCCUUGCUGGAGCAGGCUGAGGACCUGCUGAAGGCUGGCCUGCCUCGCACGCAGCUCCGGGAGGCCUAUGCCACAGCCACGGCAGAGGUCCUGGCCGCACUGCCUUCCCUGGCCAUCCGAUCUCUGGGGCCUUUGGAAGAUCCUUCCUGGGCCCUCUACUCUGUGAUGAAUACCCACACUCUGUCCAAUACAGAGUUCUUGACCAAGCUGGUGGCCCAUGCAUGCUGGACUAGCAAGGAGCUGGAUGGCAGCUUCAAGCCAGAGCGUGUUGGAGUGUGCACGCUGCGUGGAGGGGCGCUGGAGGAUUCCUGCCUACUCCCAGGCCUAGUGAUGCCUGGGAAACCCUGUGGACAGAUGACCGUCGUAUUAACUGGUGCCAGGGUGGCUCUUUUUGUUUGUCCCUUUGGUCCCGCCAGCCCAAAUGCACCGGCAAUUGCCCUUCUUUCUAGUCCCGAUGACCUAGCUACAUUUAGUAAGGGGAGUGAACAACUGAUACAAAAGCAGAUUUCCCAGCUGGAAACUGUAGGCAUCAAUGUGGCGGUGGUAUGGGGAGAAAUUGAUGAGCAAACCCUCACGCUGGCUGAUGAAUAUGGCAUCAUGGUGAUCGAAGCCAAGUCGCGGAAGGAGAUGGUCUACCUGAGUGAGGUGCUGGACACACCUUUGCUCACUCAACUGGUUCCUCCUCUGAAGCCAGGGAAGUGCCAGAGGGUUUACAGGCAGGAGCUGGGAGAAGGUGUGGCUGUGGUAUUUGAAUGGGGCUGUCCAGGGACACCUGCCCUCACCUUGGUCCUCAGGGGGGCCACAGCUGAAGGGCUGCGGGGUGCACAGCAGGCUGCCUACCACGGCAUCGAUGCCUAUUUCCAGCUGUGCCAAGAUCCCAGGCUGGUUCCAGGAGCCGGUGCCACAGAGAUGGCUCUGGCAAAAAUGCUGUCAGACAAGGGAAGAAAACUGGAAGGGCCGAAUGGUCCUGCGUUCCUGGCAUUUGCCCGGGCCCUGCGGUCUCUUCCUAAAACCUUGGCUGAGAACGCAGGCUUAGCUGCCUCAGACGUGAUGGCAGAGUUGAGUGGAGUUCACCAAGUUGGGAACUUCCUAAUUGGAGUGGGAGCUGAGGGGAUUAUCAAUGUGGCUCAGGAAGGGGUAUGGGACUCCCUAGCGGCCAAAGCCCAAGGACUUCGAGCGGUUGCUGACGUGGUGCUACAGCUCGUGGCUGUGGAUAAAAUUGUGAUGGCCAAGAAAAGUCCCACCCAGCAGCAGAUCUUGAAUCCUGACACGAAGAAGAAAAAGGAAAGCCUAUCUGCUAUGCAAAAAAAAAUCCUUGAAAUGUACAAGGAACAUCAUUCGCAAUAA
Lepus europaeus (European hare) is the source of this 1770-nucleotide messenger RNA. RefSeq names its product chaperonin containing TCP1 subunit 8 like 2 (gene CCT8L2). The transcript has a single exon. The record is from RefSeq and is a predicted model, not a curated record. Bases 55 to 1770 code for a protein of 571 amino acids. Gene Ontology annotation, biological process: protein folding. Gene Ontology annotation, cellular component: chaperonin-containing T-complex. Gene Ontology annotation, molecular function: ATP-dependent protein folding chaperone; ATP binding. NCBI's taxonomy places the organism in Eukaryota, Metazoa, Chordata, Mammalia, Lagomorpha, Leporidae.